This is a messenger RNA of Oncorhynchus keta (chum salmon), 2702 nucleotides long. RefSeq names its product coiled-coil domain-containing protein 85A-like. The record is from RefSeq and is a predicted model, not a curated record. The transcript is spliced from 4 exons. NCBI's taxonomy places the organism in Eukaryota, Metazoa, Chordata, Actinopteri, Salmoniformes, Salmonidae. The coding region runs from base 431 to 1765 and encodes 444 amino acids.
AAAUUCUUCUCAGAACUGCAGUCACGCACCCUUGCUUCUUGACUCCCCAGCGCGAGCUGCUAUGCAUCUGCAGCAGCCACUCCCUAUUCUCCCUUUUGGCCGAAACCCGGGAGUGCCUUAGGCAACAGCUGUAUGCGCGAGGAGGCAGGCAUGCCCAGAAGCCGGCUCUGCUGAAGAGACCGCGCGCAGACGACUUUGAGAAAGGCGGGAAUAUAGGAGAACACCGCUCUUUUCAGAGAGCUUCAAAAUGGGCGUGUGAGUAAUAGAACAAACAUGCAUUUGGUAUAAUUAUAUGGACGUUAGAUAAAGAGUGUAUAUUUGGGUCCAUGUGUGAAGUUAGGAUUGGUUGGACUGUGCACUGAAUUCGUAGGUUACUGACUGUUGUAGGAUAGAUACUUUUAUCCUCCCAUUGGAGUAGCCUAGUACAAGGAUGGAAAAGGCGACGCAGCCUCAGCUGAUGGUCAAUAGCGCAGAGAGUCCGACGGAGGUGCCUUCAAAGAUAAGCGAUGAGGAGCUGCUCAAGUGGAGCAAAGAGGAGUUGGUGCGUCGGCUACGGAGGGCAGAAGCAGUGAAGAUGGGCUUUAUGCUUGACCACGGGAAUUUGAUCCGGGAGGUGAACCGGCGGCUCCAGCAGCACCUGACCGAGAUCCGGGGUUUGAAGGAUGUGAACCAGAAGCUGCAGGAGGAUAACCAGGAGCUGCGGGACCUGUGCUGUUUCCUUGAUGACGACCGUCAGAAGGGCAAGCGUGUGUCUCGGGAGUGGCAGCGUCUGGGCUGCUACAGCGCCGGCCUCAUGAGGAAAGAGGUGGCCCUCUACCUGCAGAAACUCAAGGAGCUGGAGCAGCGCCAGGGAGAAGUGAUCAGAGAGAACCUGGAGCUCAAAGAGCUGUGUAUCCUACUGGACGAGGAGAGAGGGGGAGGAGCAGGGCAGAGUGCAGGGUGCAGAAGCUCCAUCGACAGCCAGAGUAGUCUGUCUCAAACUGGGGGGGCUACACUGGGCUUGCUUCGAGACGUGGGGGAUGGGAGCAGCACCUCGAGUACGGGAAGCACGGAUAGCCCCGACCACCCCCACCGCAAGCCCCCUUACCAGGGCUCCAGCCUGGGCUCCAAACCUGGCUCCAACCAUGACAAACCAGAAGGCCCUGGCCCCGAAUCUACAGGCCGCCGCCACAGCUCCACCCCGGACUACCACACCUUCCCCCAGGCCUGCAGGCCCCGCGGGGGGUCCCUUACCAGCCCUGAUCCCAGGGGCCUCCGGGGGCCCUGCAGCCCAGAGAAACACGGCAUAUUCCCUACCCGACUGGCGGCUGAGGCCCACUCCAAACCCAACAGUGCUGGCAUGCUGGCCCAGAAACCGCUUUUGGGGUCUGGGCAAGGGAUAGGGCCAAACCAAGGUUCAGGCCAGUCAAGUCCUGACCUCUCACAGAGACACAGGGUUAAUGCGGUCGGGGUUGGAUGUUGGACCCCUGAGCCCAAACAGGCACUGACGGGGACGCCAGAGCACCUGAGGAAGGGUCGGGUGAUUGUGGGGAGCCCUGAAGUGUUACGACACCACAACCACAGCCCCAGUUCAGAGCACUGGAAGGGGAGGUACGGCAGCAGCCCCCCAGCAGGCAGAGAGUGGGGACAGAUGAGGACCACUGGAGAUGAGUUGUCCCCUCACAACGGCAGCAUCUACAGUGGCAUGAACGCUCUCAUAUCUGCUGGCUGCUGCACCAACACCUGUAGGAGUGUGAAGCUUUGGGACAGCUUUGAUGCCUCCUGACCACCACAAGCCUCAGUCAUACAUGCUGCUGUGACCAGAGUCUCUAAAGGGAAGGGGGAGAGAGAGAGAAACAGUAUAAAGACAGUUGCAGUAGAGAAAGUUCAAGAUAAAUAAAGAGAGAAAGAAAGACGGGCAGAAAGAUACAAAGAAAGAAUGAAAGACAAUGUCUUGAUGAGGGUGACUCUCUGACUUCAGCCAUGAUCCUUCUUGACUUCAAAUAGAGGAAACAUUAUUGUUUUAGAGGCAAAGCCAAACACUCCAUGAUUGCCAAACGAAUAUUGCUGUCAGUGAGAUAUGAUAAUCUGUCUGUUGCCAACAGAAUAGUCCUACCUCCUUUGAGAAAGAAACCUGAUGAAAGAGAAAGGAACAAGACUUGUAGGCCAUGGGCCCUUUACAGACCAACACAUGCUCCCCAUAAUACAGUGCAAUACUCUGUUCCCCUUUCAGCUUUGUGUGAAGUUCCAACUAGUGUUACUGGACAGUACAUAAACCUUGUGUCAAAGUUAAACUGAGAAGAUUGCAUCAUAUUGACCCAUAUUAUACAUUUUGAAAUUCACAAACGUUGGUUUCAACCUGCUCAUAUGACAAUGGCUGUGGAGCAAACAUAUCAAAAUCCUAUCCUCAAUUCAUGUGAUAUGUGCGGGGCCACAGACACAUACACAAACGCGCGUGCGAACAUACACACAUUUCACACACAUUUCAUUACUACUAACGGACUGCUAUAUAACCUCGUCUCCCUGUGACUUGAUACAUUUGUGUUGAUAGAACUAAGAUAGAAAUAAGAUAAGUCAAGAGUAGUGUAUAUCAUCUUAGUUUUCUAUAUAUAUAUAGAUAUAUAUAUAAAACAAUGAAAGUUAUUAUUUUUGAUGUACUGGUGUUAUAUCUAUAAAUAUCAUAUCAGGAGAUGUAUGCAUAAGAUAAUAAAGUGUCUUUAUGU